UGGCAAAGUUGACUCACAGUCGGUAACAGGACACCAGUGAGAGCCGGAGAGCCGAGUCCUCAGAUCCGUGCGAGCUGGAGAAACACCCUCGAACACGGAGCAGAACACUCGGCGGCAUUAAUAAGACUAAAAACUAAAAAGCUUUUAACGGAGCAGUGAAGGAAUAGACUUCCCAGUAGACAUGGCGUUUUGCCUGAGACUGGUUGUACUUCUUUUUCUCGUUGCUGGGACAUUAGGACAAGAUGGAUUUGACCUUGCGGAUGCCCUUGGUGAUCUAGAUCCACCAACUGUAAAACCUAAGGAGCAACCAAAGCCCCCGGAGAAAUCUGAUGACAAGACAGCAACUGUGAAGCCAAAGCAACCAAGUUCUGGUGAUACUGGUGGCCUCGGAUUUGAUCUGGGUGAUGCAGUCGGCCCAGACACCGAGCCCAAACCUGACAAACCUGCUGUCAAGCCACCAACAAAUACAGGAGGCGGUGGAUCGUUUAGUGACUCCGACUUGUCGGAUAUCGGUGGAGGUGGGGAGUACAAGCCCGAUGGAGGCAGCUCAGGAGGCCGUCCAGAGGACCCGGGCUCCGAUUCUUACGGCGGUGCCGAUCAACCUCAAGAAGCUGGAUCUGGAACGAUUGCAGGAAUUGUCAGCACCAUAGGAGUCGCUCUGGCCGGGGUAGCAGGCAGUUACUUUGCUUACCAGAAGAAAAAGCUCUGCUUCAAGCUGCAGGGAGGUGUGGAUCCUGAAAGUGGUAAAGCCGGGGCGGGCACUCACUCUGAACCUCAAGUACUCAGCAACCUGCUCAGCACAAACUAGACGGCGUCUUUUCAAAGCACAAGACAAAGGGGAUCUCUACAACAACACAGAAGUUUAUUCAACUCUCAGUCUCCUGAUCCACAAUGUGAGAUCUUCUCUGCAUCAUUCUGCAGCCGGAUUAGUUAAAACUAUAAAAAAGCUGAAGCCUAACUGACAACUGUCCAACUCAUAAUAGUCACGCACCAUUUAUUGCUCCAUUCACUUUGAACAAAACCUCACUCCUGGUUGUUGUAUAGAGCGAAGUGAGGAUUUCAUCAUGUAUAUUUGCACGGAGCUCUGUGUCCAUAUGCUUUGGCUGAGUGUGAGUCCGGUACCAGCUUUCUUUCUUUUCAUCAUUUUAACACUGUAAGCGUGUGUAGUUUAACAAAGUUGCUACGUGGAUGGGGCAUGCUGAGGUGGACAUCUUUUUUCCUAUGGUCCUACAUUGUAGUAUUAGACUCACUCAGUUGGCAUCAAAGAAGGAUUGAACAAACCUUUAAUUGUAUUUGUUUGGCUCAGAAUAUAUAUUCACUUCUACUCUUUCAUCUAGCUGUUUUUUUUUUUCAGCGUAAGCUCCUAUCAAAGCAACUCAACUCUCUCUGCAGAACUUUCAAAAUAAAGGCCUACCAAUAACUAGAUCUGUUGAGGGUAAGGCUUUAAUGUGAAAUAGCAUUCCUCAGGAAAGGCCUAUUUUAAUUGACAGCUAUUUAAAUUAGAGUUAAAUCAACAGCGCACAGGGCGAUAACAAGAUAAUUAAUCAGCUGAUUAUUAAUAAUAUAUUCUAUUUUUUGAUAUUCAUUGUCUUUACUGAUCCACAUGGAUGAUUUAAGUGGCACUUCACUGCUGUGGAAAUAUAAACUACAAUUGUUUUUUCAAAAUUUGCCUGGCUGUUUGAAUAAAACUUUUCAGAUAGUUUCCCCAGCUAAAAGUUAAGUUGAAAACAAAUGUCGCGAAAUUCAGCAUACACAACACAAGUAAGCUAUAUCGAAGAUGUAAACUACCUAAGUCAGAGUAUGUGUUAUCAUCCAUGACAUCCUUUUUAUAAUAAACCAUUUUUUGUGACUCUGUGUGAGCACCACGGCUUCCCCAUCUCCUGAUCUCAUCGACUGCUGGUGCCGGCUUGUGAGGUCUUUUAUUUAGUUUUAUUCUUUCAUAGCUGCACUGACAAAUUUUUGCUGGUUACAAACGCCCUUGUGUUAAAGUGAGACAACUAACAUGGUUAUAUUUUUGUUAUUCUAAUUUAAGACUCGAUUUUUUGACUUUAUUUUUGCAUGCAAAGCAGCAUUACAAGCAUUACUCUAAAGGUUAUGAUGCCAAACAAUACAAUGAAUUGCAUCCUUGUUGAGCUGUAAAUACUUGAGAAUAAUGUGUAUAGAUAUCCGCUUACUUUUGCUUUAGGCUGCGUGCUGCAGUGUGCUUUGAGCAUUUCAAUAUCAAAAUGAGCAUGAGUUCACUCUGAAGUGUUUUUUUUAGUAUUUUUGUUGCAACUUUUACAAGCAGAAACUUGAUUCAGUUUUUAUGUCAUCCGAUGGGAUAAAUGUUUCUUUUUGAGUGGAUUUAACGUGUGUGUACAUGUUUUCAAUAAAGUGCUGUUGUGUACAGUU
Molecule: messenger RNA, 2391 nt
Organism: Platichthys flesus (European flounder)
Lineage: Eukaryota; Metazoa; Chordata; Actinopteri; Pleuronectiformes; Pleuronectidae
Gene: cd99
Product: CD99 molecule
Exons: 12
Coding region: 182-808 (208 amino acids)
Biological process (GO): positive regulation of neutrophil extravasation; T cell extravasation; homotypic cell-cell adhesion
Source: RefSeq, a predicted model, not a curated record